UAAAUGUAUUAUUUGCUUCUUUCGUAACAUACAAGUUGUACAUAUGUUAUUUUUUAAAAGUGUAAUUAAAAAAACUCAUUAGUGAAGGUAUGCGAUGGCGACUCGUAAAAGUGGCUCUGAAUUCAUCAAAUAUAUUACGGAUAUUAUAAAAAAUUCGAAAGGUUUUGAAAGACUUUUGGAAAAGGUAAAGAUAACCGGAGGCGGUGAGGGCAAAUGCACCGCUGAAUUUACUGUGGCUGCGGAACACUUAAAUCGUGCCGGGGGAUUGCAUGGCGGCUUUACGGCUACUCUCGUCGAUAUGGUUACUACUUACGCUUUAAUGUCAAAACCAUGUCAUCCAGGUGUUUCUGUUAAUAUAAACGUCAACUAUUUGAAGCCGGCCCGUGAAGGUGAUGAUGUUAUAAUAGACGCGAGCCUUCUAAGAGCUGGAAAAAAGUUGGCUUUUCUUGAAUGUGAAUUGCGACAUAAAAAGGAUAAUUCCUUAAUAGCCAAAGGUGGCCAUACGAAAUUUGUUGACUUUCAAUAAGUUAAUCGAUAAUAGGUAAUUUAAAUAAAUACAUCAAAUAAAAGUUUUUAAAUUCUCUUUGAGUUAAAUUUAA
This is a messenger RNA of Glossina fuscipes, 599 nucleotides long. Its product is annotated as acyl-coenzyme A thioesterase 13. Lineage: Eukaryota; Metazoa; Arthropoda; Insecta; Diptera; Glossinidae. The transcript has 2 exons. The record is from RefSeq and is a predicted model, not a curated record. Gene Ontology annotation, molecular function: fatty acyl-CoA hydrolase activity. Bases 95 to 526 code for a protein of 143 amino acids.